This is a messenger RNA of Chinchilla lanigera (long-tailed chinchilla), 2917 nucleotides long. RefSeq names its product protocadherin gamma-B2-like. Gene Ontology annotation, biological process: homophilic cell-cell adhesion. NCBI's taxonomy places the organism in Eukaryota, Metazoa, Chordata, Mammalia, Rodentia, Chinchillidae. The record is from RefSeq and is a predicted model, not a curated record. Gene Ontology annotation, cellular component: plasma membrane. Gene Ontology annotation, molecular function: calcium ion binding.
AAGAAGGAAGACUACAUCACAGAAGCCUUUGGGAGACUGGGAGGGUAACUUCCUGCUUAAACCAACCUCGCAAAAGAGAGCAGUACGAAAUCAGAUGCGGCAAGCAAAAUUAGGAAAAGUAACCCCACUGCGAGUCAGCCAUCACAGAGAGCUGAUUCCGUCUAUCCUCAAAGGAGCAGCAGCAGAGGGAGGCAGAGGAUGAGACCAAGAGCGGAGAUGAGCAGCUGGGCGCUGCGGCUGCGGGUAAUGUUGACCUUCCUGCUGUCUUUGUGCUGCCGCGCUCUCCCGGACCAGAUCCGCUAUUCGAUUCCAGAGGAACUGGCCAAGAACUCGGUGGUAGGAGACCUCGCCAAGGACCUGGGACUCCGUGUCCAAGACUUGCCUGCCCGGAAGCUGCGGGUUAGUGCAGAGAAGGAAUACUUUACUGUAAACCCAGACAGCGGGGACUUGCUUGUGGGUGACAGAAUAGACCGGGAGCAGAUUUGUGGGAGACAGCUUCUGUGUAUUGUGCAUUUCGAUGUUGUCGCUGAAAACCCCUUAAAUAUUUUCCACGUAGCAGUAAUUGUUCAGGAUAUAAAUGACAACACUCCGCUAUUCAAACAAAAUAAGAUUGCCUUAAAAAUUGGAGAAUCCACUAAGCCAGGUAAAACGUUUCCUCUAGACCCAGCCCAGGAUUCAGAUGCUGGUCUUAAUUCACUACAAAGGUACCAUCUUCAUGACAAUGAGUACUUUGAUCUUGCAGAGAAGCAGACUUCAAAUGGACAUAAAUAUCCUGAGCUGAUCCUCAAACAUUUUCUGGACAGAGAGGAGCUUAAUUUUCAUCAGUUGGUCCUAACAGCUGUGGAUGGGGGAGACCCACCUCGAAGCAGCACCACCCAAAUCCAAAUUCAAGUCACUGACGCCAAUGAUAACCCUCCAGUGUUCAGCCAGGAUGUGUACAGGGUCACCUUGCCGGAGGUGGUCCCCCCAGGCUUCUCGGUGCUUCAAGUGACAGCCACCGACCAGGAUGAGGGCACUAAUGCAGACAUCACCUACUCCUUUCACACUGUGGACGAACAUGUGGAACAGUUUUUCAACUUAGACAAAAUAACAGGGGAAAUCACAACAAAGGAUAAUUUGGAUUUUGAAAUUGCCAAUAGUUACACUCUGAAUAUAGAAGCAAAAGAUCCUGGAGAUCUUGCCUCCCAUUGCAGUGUUCAAGUUGAAAUUCUUGAUGAGAAUGAUUGUGCACCUGAAGUGAUUGUGACUUCAGUCUUUACUCCACUACCAGAAGAUUCACCUCCAGGGACAGUGAUCGCCUUGAUUAAAACGAGAGAUAGAGACUCUGGAGAAAAUGCAGACGUUUACUGCCAGAUCUUGGAAAAUACAGGGUUUAUGUUGAAAUCUUUUUCAAAGAUCUAUUACAAGCUAGUGACAGACAGGGCUCUAGACCGAGAGGAGAUCUCUGAAUACAACGUCACCAUCACAGCCACUGACAGGGGUAAGGUGCCCCUCUCCUCCAGCACAAGCAUCAUCCUGCACAUCUCAGAUGUCAAUGACAAUGCACCAGUUUUCCACCAGACCUCCUACAUGAUCCGCGUAGCUGAGAACAACCUUCCUGGGGUCUCUAUAGCUCAAGUCACUGCCUGGGACUCUGACCUGGGACCAAAUGGCCAGGUCUCCUACUCCAUCGUGGGUAGCGACCUGCCUAGAGCGCUGCUGUCCUACGUGUCCUUGAGCACAGAGAGUGGAGUGUUUGUGCAGCGUGCCGUCUACCGUGAGCAGCUGCGUGCCCUCCAGCUCAUUCUGCAGGCCCGCGACCAGGGCUCGCCCACACUCAGCGCCAACGUGAGCCUGCGCGUGCUGGUGGGAGACCGCAAUGACAACGCGCUGCGGGUACUCUACCCCGCGCGGGCCGAUGGCUCAGCGCUCUUCGACACGGUGCCGCGCGCCGCGGAGCCGGGCUACCUGGUCACCAAGGUGGUGGCGGUGGACGCUGACUUGGGACACAAUGCUGUGCUUCAGGCCAGAGACCCUGGGCUCUUCAGCCUGGGGCUGCGCACGGGCGAGGUGCGCACGGCUCCUACCUUAGGCGAUAAAGACGCAGUUCGCCAUGGUGGAGAGCCUCCUCUUUCUGCUACUGCCACGUUGCACCUCAUUGUCGCGGAUAACCUGCAAGAGGUGCUGCCAGACCUCACUGAAGGUCCUGAGGGGCUCUGCAGUUUUACCUGGUGGUGGCGUUGGCCUUGGUCUCUGUGCUCUUUCUUCUCGCUGUGAUUCUAGCAAUUGCUCUGCGCCUCAGGCACUCCUCCAGCCCAACUGCCUGGAGCUGCUUUCAGUCUGGUCUCAGCUCUAAGUCUGGAUCUCGGAUUCACCCCAAUUACAGUGAAGGAACAAGACCCUAUUCCUAAAAAAUGUGCGUUGCCUUAAAAUCAGCUAGAACAGAGUUUAAUUUUCUGAACGUGACUCUGGAAGUAGCUCCCCUUCAGGAUCUCCUGUGUGGUGAUCCUUCUGUGGUUGCAUGCCUCAAUAAUGGAGAUCCCAGACUAGUUGAUGAUGCUUCUUUUUCCUCUCAUGUGUUUCCAAUCCUGCUUGAAUUUUGCCUACUGCAUUGAAGUUUCAAUUAUGCAUAAUUAAUUGAGACCCUUUUUUGUGACUGUAAUGAUGAUAUGUGGAGUGAGGGCUUGUUGGAUGGGUGGAAAUUAGCUCCUUCAUUGCUCCACCCUCUUCGCUAUUGCCUGCUUACUAAUUUGUGGUUUUUGCUGUUGGCAUUUCUGUAUGCUUGGCAAAUUUUGCUCGAAAGAAUGAUUUUUUUUGAAUGUCAACACUUCUAAUAAUACCAGUACCCUUUCCUCCAAGUGAUACUAUUUUUUCAAGUAGUCAUAUGCUUAACACUUACAAGUGUAUUGAAGUUAAAAUAUAUGUUCCUCUUCAUCAA